AUGCACGCUACAACAUCAAAGGACUCUGUUUACUUUUUCGGCUAUGGAUCGUUAAUUUGGAAUCCAGGGUUCGCCUACACGAAUAAAGAAAAAGCUUAUGCCCAUGGAUUUGCUCGUCGAAUGUACCAGGGCAACACCUAUCAUCGAGGCGAUCGACAACAGCCAGGACGCGUUGCGACGCUCGUUCAAGACGAUGAUUCAUUCGCUACCGGAAUCGUUUUUGAAGUGGUCGGCCAAGAGAACAUCCGUGAGGCAUUCGUCCAUCUCUGGGAAAGAGAGAUCAACAAUGGCUAUGAUUUCGUCGAAAUCCCUGUGGAGAUUGCCGAUUCCGGGGAUAUGAUAAAUGCCUGGACAUGCAUUGCCCGACUAGACAACGAGUUUUACCUCGGCGAUGCCGACAUCGAACAAAUGGCCAUAGAGAUUCGACAAGCCAGAGGAUGCGCUGGGCCGAAUUUCGAAUAUGUACUGAAGUUGGCCGAGCACGUCCGAUUGCUGUUCCCGGACGAUCAGGACGAACAUCUGUUUGAAUUGGAAAGCCGAAUCCGACUGCAGGCAACAACCUACGUCUAG
This is a messenger RNA of Ostertagia ostertagi, 570 nucleotides long. The record is from the annotation of a GenBank genome assembly. NCBI's taxonomy places the organism in Eukaryota, Metazoa, Nematoda, Chromadorea, Rhabditida, Trichostrongylidae.